AUGGUUAAAGUUGGAAUUAUUUGUGACUUUGAUUUUGGACUGCUUUUGUUACUUAGAGAUUGUUACUUCCAAAUAGGAGAGGAAGUGAACAUGAAUUUGACCAUAACAUAUGGGUUCAGAAUAUUGGUGGAGACGAUGAUUGAUUGGAUUGACAGAGAAGUAAACAUGAACAAAUCUUACGUCCUCUUCCGAACUUAUUCUCCCGUGCAUUUCAGAAUUGGUUCAUGUCCUCCCAAAGAAGAGAGGGCACUGAAUACUGGUUGUUACAUGAAGUAUUCCUCACACAAGUUUUAUUACAAUUCAACCACUAUUGCUUCUGCAUCUGGGAAUCAUGGUGAGUCAAACUUACAGUUUGGUGCACUGUUGGAUAGAGUGAACAGGUCCAAGAUAAAUAUGGCAUAUAAAAUCCUUGAAAAAGCUACAAAUUACUUCAAUGAUGUGAAUAAGCUAGGACAAGGUGGAUCAGGCAUAGUUUAUAAAUGGGGUACUCUAAUAUUCAGAGCGAGUCAUGUCUUUGGGAUGAUGGGAGCUGCACUUGUCACAUCUGCAGAGUUAACUGGGACUUUCUUUGCAGCAGCCAGAAUCUCUGGUGCAACACCACCUCCAGCCCAUGUGCUCAGCCAAAGUAUUGGGCUUCAGGAUAUAGGCAUGUUGCUUGAAGGCAUUUUUGGUGCUACUGUUGGUACUACCGCACCAGUUUUGCUACAAAUCUGGGUACAUGACAUAAUUAUUAAGCCAAAGUAUCUUGUAACCUUUACUGUUGGAUAUAAUCAAAGAUACAACAUUAAUGCUGCAAUGCAAAAGGCUAGUGAGUGGGAUGAAUUUGAAUGGGCAAAGAGAGGUAUCCAUAUCUCUGCAAUCAAGCAAACUAAAAGAUUGCUAGGAGGAUUUCCAACCAUUGACUGGGAAGUGACGUACAAGAUCAUACUAGGAAUUGCUAAGGGCCUGGCCUAUCUUCAUGAAGAGUUGCAUGUUAGAAUCAUUCAUAGAGACAUAAAAUUAAGCAACAUUCUGCUAGACAAUGACUUCACACCAAAGAUUGUGGAUUUUGGUCUUACUAGAUUGUUUUCAGAAGAUAAGUCUCACCUUAGCAUAGCCAUUACUAGCACACUGUAA
Molecule: messenger RNA, 1116 nt
Organism: Arachis stenosperma
Lineage: Eukaryota; Viridiplantae; Streptophyta; Magnoliopsida; Fabales; Fabaceae
Exons: 9
Coding region: 1-1116 (371 amino acids)
Biological process (GO): protein phosphorylation
Molecular function (GO): protein kinase activity; ATP binding
Source: RefSeq, a predicted model, not a curated record